UGUUUAGAAAAAUAAUUAUUUUGCUUUGUUUUUAUAUCACAAUCAUAAAAAAAUUGCAAAAUGACGAAAAGUGCAGCACGAAAUUGCUGAUUUCUUUGUUCAAACUUGCGGACUUGUGACACUUGUCCGUUCAAGAGUCGUGAAAAAGUGCUUUUUACCUAGCAAAAAGGUGUCAAAUGUGUCGUAAUAACGAAGCAAACCGAUUUUUUCUCGCCUUUUUUUUAGUGUAACUGAUAAAAUUGUAUGAAAAAAUGGAUUGACGACCGAUAACGACCUUAUCGCAAAAGAAUUUUCACAAAGUGCUUUAAAAUUAAAAGUUAUGUCAGGGAAUGACGACUCGUUUAAUGGGCCAAAGUCAAGUCAAGCACCACUACCACUAACGAGUGUGUUGAUAAAAAAAUUAUUCCAUUGACCUUUAAUGCCUUGUUGGUCGUGCGCUGCUGCCUCACAAUGGUAAAGUUGGAAAAUGAACUAAAACAACCGAUUAAAGUGCGUGACACGUACAGUCGCGGUAGCAUGCCCGACUAUUCCGAAUGGGUUUCCGUCAAAAAGCAUCCGCUGAUUGCGUGUUUUACGCAUGAAAAUGUCCAUCAAGUGGCUUUAAAUCACCUUCCACGACGUCCUGGCGUCAUUACCUGCCCAAAUUGCUUGAACUCAGUUAAACCUCGGUCACGACGGAGGUUCCUUCCAGCGACCCAUUAUACCGCACUCGCUCUCACGCCUUUUCUGUUAUUUUGGGUUCCAUAUUUACUGCCGUGCUUCCAGGGAAAAAUCCACACCUGUCCAUACUGCAAAACAUGUCUCGGCGUGUCCGGGAUCUGUGAAUCAUCGGAACCGCAGAAAAGUAGCUGGUACAUUAUUCAUGACGAAGCAACGGCGACAACAAGCAGUGAAACUGAUAACGUUAGCUGAUAAUACUCGAAUAGAUAGAUACAGUUACAAUACAAAUCAAAAAUAUUUAAUUACACGAAGAAAAAAAAUCCGUACAAAUUAACGUUUUGUAUUGAGGACGCUCCAAAUGAAACUCAAAAAUAAGGUUUUAAAAAUUUUGAUGUGGAAAAUUUAUU
Culicoides brevitarsis is the source of this 1067-nucleotide messenger RNA. RefSeq lists its product as uncharacterized. The record is from RefSeq and is a predicted model, not a curated record. The coding region runs from base 451 to 912 and encodes 153 amino acids. NCBI's taxonomy places the organism in Eukaryota, Metazoa, Arthropoda, Insecta, Diptera, Ceratopogonidae. The transcript is spliced from 3 exons.